Messenger RNA from Vitrella brassicaformis, 2751 nucleotides. The record is from the annotation of a GenBank genome assembly. NCBI's taxonomy places the organism in Eukaryota, Vitrellaceae.
GGGAAGGGAAGGGCAGCAAAUGACAACAGCGGAUGACGCAUGAGCGAUAUUCAGCUCGUCUGCGCGCAUGGCGGAGCAGGAGGUGAGGAAGCGACGCUCACCCACCAUUGGGCGCGAUGGCGCUUGACAGUCGUGAUCUCUGCCGUUGUGGUGGCGUGCAGCCAAUCAACUGGCUCCAUUUCGUCUCCAUCUCGACCGACCGCAGGACCCUGCAUCUCUACGUGAGCGAAAAUGGCACGAAUAGGCACGGGCGGCCAGCCUGUGAGGCAUCGACACUGUUCUGCUAUCUCCUGGGUGCCUUUGUUGUCAGUUCAACUAUGAGCAGAAUCUGAAAAGCAUCAGCGAACUCCGGAGUUCGUGUAAAGACUUCCGAGUGGUCAAAUUGAGUGGGUGGAGUCGCCUCCUCCUUACGGAAAGAUUCCCUGACACCUGUGUGUGUUUGGUGGUGGUGGUGUCAGAUGCGACGAAUCUCGAGAGCUUCCGACAGUGGCUAGUCGAGGAUCUGUACCAGUCAGGUCGGUCGGUGGGUGGGUGGGUACCGUCAUCAUCGGCCACGUUGACGGUUGGUGCGUUUUCUGUGUCGGUUGGGUGUGGUGUCACACACACAGGCGAUGUUCUGCCGGAGGCGCAGGUGACGGCUCACUUGGACAAGAACGAAUUCGGCGACGCCGGGGCCGCCGCAGCCAUGGUUAGUCACCAACCAACUACUCUGUGUGUGUGUGUGUGUCACAUGGUGUUGUGUUGUGGUGGGUGCAGGCUGCCUUGACGGCCCCUCCCUGCCACCUCUCUAAUCUUGACCUCACCCACAACAACAUCAGCAAAGAUGGUACACACACACACCACACACACCCCCAAGGACGGACAAAUGAACGAGUGUGGCUGCACUUUGGUGUACAUGGCUGGCUGGGUGCGUGCAGGCGUAAGUGCGAUAGCUGAGGCCCUGCAGAGCACGGCGGCGUGUCGGAGGGGACUCGUAACGCUCGACCUCUCGAACAACCAGAUCGACAGUGAGUCUUGAAGGGAUGGGGCGAGGCGAGGCGAGGCAAUCGUCUGUGUGUGUUUGUGUGACGGCUGCUUCCAUGCCAUCAUGUGUGUGUCUGUGUGUCCAGCGGUUGGCGCCAUGCAGCUGCUCCGAUCUAUCUUGAACAGCUGCGGCAUGUGGGCACACACACCACACCACACCACACCCCACCAGAUGCCCAGGUGCAUCCCCCCCGUCCCGUCUCUCUCCCCUCUUGGCUGUGGUCUGUCUGUCAGGGUCGGGGAUCCCUCGCAUGCUUCGUGUGUGUCAGUGACAUUCCACGGCAAUCCGCUGAUCAACAUCGAUGAGGUGCGGCAGUGGAUCGCCGGGAUGACGCACGCGGGCUUUGUCAUCUACGACAUGCCGGCGCUCAUAGACGAGUUUGUGUCAUUCACAGUCGAGGCACCAAAACUUAGAGCGAGAGGUGAGGGAGAGAGGCACAUGGACAUGGAUGUAUGGAUGGAUGGAUGGAUCUGCGCGUGUCUGCCACCCCCCAAAUGGUCCGCUCCGUCCUUUCUGUGUUGUGGGUAUCAUCAAUGAAUGACUCGAUUAGACCCAGUCAUGACGGUGAUGGCUGACGCCUACUGCCCAGUCAAGGCCGAGAAGGCACGGCUGGCGUCGCUGCCGCCAGACCGCAGAGAGGUGCCGCCAGACCGCAGAGAGGCGCAAUCGCAUGCCGGGGCCCCCGUACCCCAGCACGGACACAAUGGUCACACACACACACACACACACACACAGAGAGAGAGAGCGCCCAACACUGAAUUGACGAGUGUGUGUGUGUGUGUGUGUGUGGAUGUGUGUGUGUUAAGGCGGAGGACGUUCAGGUAGCCGGGGGAGGCUGUCGAGUCCCAGUGCCAGUGGGGAGGUGACCACCUUCAGCCUCACCGACAGCAGCGGUGCCAAGGUCGCCUGCCCCUUCAUUGACCUCAGCGAGGCCUCCCUCACCCUCGCCAAACUCACAGAGGAAUACCACAAGCUGCAACUGGCGUAAGUAAGCGAAACCGCAGCGCGACUGACUUGCCUGAUCGACCGCAAAACACAUCUGGGUGUAACUUGUGUGUGGUUGUGUGUUUGCAGUUUGGCUCAGCAGCAGGAUACCCUGGUCGAGAAGGAGAAGGAGCGCACCGCCCUGCUGCAGUGCAUGUGCUGCCGGGCACAGUGAGUGCAGUAUACUGGACAGAGGGAGGGAGGGAGCUAUGAGCACACACACACACACAUGGGUGUGGUGCAUGGUUUUUGCUUUGGAAUGCAUUGCAUGCAGGAAGAGCGCUCUCAUGCUGUACCCCUGCGGACACCCGUAAGCAAAGGCGCAGACAAACACACACGCACACACAGACGAGGGAGGGGGCCCGUGUGUGUGCUGUGUGUGCAUAUGGUUGGUGCAGUAUAUGCACCGCGUGUCUGGACAAGGCGAACAGUUCCGACCACAAGUGCCCCUUCUGCAGGAAGUCCAUUCUCAAAGAGAUCACAUUCUACGUGGGCUGACUGCAUCAUAUAUGCACACCGAGUGAGUGGCCGAGUGGGUGGGGUGCAGUGGGUGCCGUGGCUGGCCCAGAUGGAUAGCAGAUCUGAUGAUUGUACAGCCUUCAUGGAGAUGAGUGUGUGUGUGUGGAUGCUUCACACACGCACAACGGACAGAACGGCGGGCGUACUUUUUUCUUUGACCAAGCUGAUUGAUUGAACCGCUUGUUGAUGGUACUAGUCUGUCUGCGGCAUUCAUUCAUUGUAAC